AUGGCGGAGGUGGCGGUAUCGCUGGGGGUGACGGGGCACGCGGGGCACCUCGAGAUCAUCGCAGUGGACCGCCACCGCUUGCCCCUCCAUCCCCGCCUCGCUCCCCCACCCUUCGUACUCCCCAAGCCUCCCUUCCCCGAGCCUCUGGACGUUCGGGAUCUACCAGAGCUGUGCCCCCUGGCCGUGUGGGAUGACGUGGAGCGCCAGCUGGCGGUGGAGCCGCAGGAGGACGCCAUGUGGCACCACCUCACGGCCGUCACCACAGGGCAAGCUGCGGGAGAGGAAGAGCGGGGCGGCAGCAGCGGUGGAUGCGCUGCUGGGGUGCGGGCCCUCUUUCACACUAUCCCCAUGCUUCCCUUCCCCCCUGCCCACCUCACAGCCACCUCACGGCCGUCACCACAGGGCAAGCUGCGGGAGAGGAAGAGCGGGGCGGCAGCAGCGGUGGAUGCGCUGCUGGGGGCGGGCAGGGGGGCGUUUGGCAGCCUCGAGUGGUGGACUGCUGGCUCUGGGCUUGGCCUGUUGGGUGCCGCGCCUUCCACUUCCCGGCCUGCAGCCUCUAAAGAAGGCCACGCGUGGGCAUGGGCGGUCACGGAUGGUAUACCAGAUCUGGACCGCGAGUUUGCUGCCAUCCAGCCCGACAUGGCCAUGACCUUCCCCUUCCUGCUCGACACCUUUCAAAAAGAGGCCAUAAUUCAUCUGGAGCGACACGAGUCGGUCUUCGUGGCAGCACACACGUCAGCGGGCAAGACAGUCGUGGCAGAAUACGCCUUCGCGCUAGCUGCCAAGCACUGCACGCGGGCGGUCUACACAUCACCCAUCAAGGCCAUCAGCAAUCAGAAGUUCCGAGACUUCAGCAAGCGAUUCGACGUGGGGCUGCUGACAGGGGACCUCAGCGUUCGCCCCGAGGCCGCGUGCCUCAUCAUGACCACCGAGAUCCUGCGCUCCAUGCUUUAUCGUGCAGCAGAUAUUAUCAAAGACAUCGAAUGGGUGGUGUUUGACGAGGUGCACUAUGUGAACGACAUGGAGCGCGGGGUGGUGUGGGAGGAGGUGAUCAUCAUGCUGCCGCCCCACGUGGGCCUCAUCAUGCUCUCUGCUACUGUGCCCAACACCACGGAGUUUGCGGAUUGGAUCGGCCGAACCAAGAGGAAGAAGAUAUUCGUUACAGGCACCACGCGGCGGCCAGUCCCUUUAGAACACAACCUUUACUACAGCGGUCGGCUGCAUCGCAUCUUCGACCGCGGAGACAUCGACAGGGGAGGGGAUCGGUACCGGCGGUCGAUGGCAACGGAGUGGAUGCAGUUCAUCAACCUGCUCAGCAAACAGGAGCUGCUGCCUGUGGUGGUGUUCUGCUUUUCCAAGCGCCGCUGUGACGAGUCAGCGGACAGCCUCACAUCGAUGGACCUCACAAGCAAGAGUGACAAGAGUGCCAUCGUCAUGUUCUGUAACUCCGCCUUCGCUCGCCUUAAGGGCAGUGACAGGCAUUUGCCACAGGUGGAGCGCAUAUCGGAGCUGCUACGGAGGGGCAUCGGGGUGCACCAUGCAGGGCUGCUGCCCAUCGUGAAGGAGGUGGUUGAGAUGCUCUUCUGCUCGGGACUCAUUCGAGUGCUCUUCUCCACCGAGACAUUCGCCAUGGGCGUCAACGCUCCUGCUCGCACUGUGGCCUUCCAUGCUCUCAAGAAGCACGACGGUCGAUCCUUCCGCAUGCUGCUGCCGGGGGAAUACACUCAGAUGGCAGGCAGGGCGGGCAGGCGAGGGCUCGACAAGUUCGGAACGGUGAUCAUCUGCUGCUGGGAGGGCGAGGAGGUGCCAAGCGAGGUGGACCUGCGGCGCAUGCUGACAGGCAAGGCCACCAAGCUGGAAUCGCAGUUCCGCCUCUCCUACGCCAUGAUCCUCAACCUGCUCAGGGUGGAGGACCUCACUGUGGAGGACAUGCUGAAGCGCAGCUUUGCCGAGGCACACGCGCAGCGCCUGCUACCGCAGCAGCAGAAGAUGCUGCAGGCGGGAGAGCAGGCACUUGUCCAGCUCGCCAACACACAGCCCAUCAGCUGCAUACUGGGCGACCCGUCCCUCAUAGAGCACUACUAUGACGUGGCAAGUGAGGCGCGUGAGCUGGAUGCCGCCCUGCAUGACGUGGUCAUGCGGUCGCGACAGGCCUCUCAGCUGCUGACACCUGGCAGGGUCGUAUUGGUACAGGCGGCUGAGACUGCUUCUCCCCACGUGGCAGCGCUGCUCAAGGGCCCCUUCGGCCCCACGCCACAGAAGCACUCCUUCCUCGUGCUCUCCCUGCCUCGCUCCCACCCCUCCGCCACUAAUGCGGGCGGUGAGAGACAAGGAGAGGGCAUUGCGAAUGGAGAGGAGAGGCGCGAGGAGGAAGGGAGGGAGGAGGAGACGCGGGUGGGGCGAUCAUUCAACCAGGUGACAGUCCUUGGCUCAGGUCCCAACGGGCCGAUAGUGGUCAACAUGCGGUUACCGCAUCGCGGCACUGUAGCGGGCACGUGUUACACGGUGGAGCAGAUCCCUGCCGCCCAGCUCGUGGGGGUGUGCCGAGCCAAGGUUGCCCUGGAUGUGCCGAGCCUGCUGGAGGAGGUUCGGGUGCCGGCGUAUGCUGCAGCUGUGCAGGCGCUGGUUCAGGUUCGGGAGGAGUGUGCUCCUGCCGAACCUCCCCUCAUCGACCCCAUCAAAGACCUCAAGAUCGCUGACUCAGCAACGGCAGCCAUGCACAAGCGACAGCUGGCGCUGCGGGAGCUGCUGCCGCGCAGCCCGUGCCACGCGUGCCACCGAUUGGACGAGCACUACGCUGCUGUCGCCUCCCGCCGCCAGCUGUCGCAACAGGUAGAGCAGCUCAAGGCGAUGACGAGCGACCAGGCACUGCAGCAGCUGCCAGACUUCCACCUGCGGGUGGAGGUGCUGCAAACUCUCGCAUUCAUAGACUCAGAUCGCAUAGUGCAGCUCAAGGGGCGGGUGGCGUGUGAGAUGAACAGCGCUGACGAGCUACUCGCCACCGAGUGCCUGCUCAACCAUCACCUCGCCGCCCUCUCACCGCCCGCUGCCGUCGCGCUGCUCUCGGCGUUUGUCUUCCAGCAAAAGGACGCGUCGCCGCCCCAGCUUACUGCCGAGCUGGCGCAUGCGAGGAACAAGCUGCUGGACCUGGCAUAUUUCCUGGGCGACCUGCAGAGGCGAGUGGGGCUGCCCACAUCAGCGGAGGAGUACGCAGCAGCCACGCUCAACUUUGGGCUCAUGGAGGUGGUCUACGAGUGGGCUCUGGGCACUCCCUUUGCUGACAUCUGUCCGCUGACCAAUGUGGCCGAGGGAACCAUCGUUCGCACCAUUCUUCGGCUCGAUGAGACAUGUCGUGAGUUCCGCAGUGCCGCUAGGCUGCUGGGGAAUGCGGAGCUUAUGGCGACCAUGGAGGCGGGGUCUGCUGCCAUCAAGAGAGACAUUGUAUUUGCUGCCUCACUUUAUGUCUCAUGA
Molecule: messenger RNA, 3471 nt
Organism: Closterium sp. Yama58-4
Lineage: Eukaryota; Viridiplantae; Streptophyta; Zygnematophyceae; Desmidiales; Closteriaceae
Source: the annotation of a GenBank genome assembly